Sitodiplosis mosellana (orange wheat blossom midge) is the source of this 1279-nucleotide messenger RNA. RefSeq names its product myoneurin-like. Lineage: Eukaryota; Metazoa; Arthropoda; Insecta; Diptera; Cecidomyiidae. The transcript has 3 exons. Gene Ontology annotation, biological process: regulation of transcription by RNA polymerase II. Gene Ontology annotation, molecular function: RNA polymerase II transcription regulatory region sequence-specific DNA binding; DNA-binding transcription factor activity, RNA polymerase II-specific. Gene Ontology annotation, cellular component: nucleus. Bases 221 to 1279 code for a protein of 352 amino acids. The record is from RefSeq and is a predicted model, not a curated record.
UCGAAGUCGACUUGACAUUUGGAAAUAAAAAUAUUCGAAUAACAUUCUGUGGCUUGUUAAGGAAUUAGUUUGAUAUAUUGGUUCAAUCGGGGCUAUCGCAUAGAAAUAUGACCACAACCAGAGCGGUUCACCAAUGUUUAUUUUGUCCGCAAACAUUUGGCUGUGCCGCUGAAAAAGAUGACCACGUUCUGGAGCAUUUUGCUCAAGAGACUUGCGCGGAAUGCAAUCAAAACUUGAUACGAAUCGGUUCCAAUUUGUAUACGAGCAAGCAGUUCUUCUAAAUGAGCAGAAGGAAGAACGUAUUGUUAUUCAUUCUGUUGUCUCCGGAGCAAUUGUUAGGGAUGAAAUGCAAGUCAAAGCGAAAGUCGAAACUGAAGGUUAUUCAGAAGAGUUACAAAAUCAGACAAAAACCACGAAAAAUUUGACCACUAUCACCGCAGCAACCAAUGAUCAAAAUGAUAACAGCCAAACAAUGAAGGAUGACUUUACCUUCGAUUCCAUCUAUUCUGAUGAAUUCAACUCGGAAACAGAGUCAUUUACAGAAGAUAAAGAGCAAGAUUUUGUUACAAACUUAGAUGAGUCAAAGAAAGACGAAAAAAAUUCCAAAUCCAUUCAAUCCAAUCGCAUUGAAUCAGUUGACACCAUGGCAGUUCAAAUGGAAGAAUGUAGAGUACAUCUCAACAAGAUGCCACGAAUUCAUUCUUGUGAAUACUGCACAAAGAUAUUCACAACCGAGGAUAAGCUAACAAAUCACCGGUCAGAAUGUUUCGUGAAAAAUGAAGUAGGUCAUUCCGAGAGCCCCAUUGAACAGCCAAAUCAAUUGCAAAAAAAGAAGGCGCAAUCCAAAUAUUUGUGUGAAAAAUGUGAUAAAUUCUACGCAUCCGCCGCUUCACUUUACAAACAUAAAACAACGAAACAUAGUACACCUGGAACACAUGUAUGCCUUACAUGCUCCACAGUGUGCAGGACUGAAGACGAAUUGACGAAACACCGUACCGCCUGUCGAUUGAAAAGGAGAAAUAGACUCAAACACUCAAUAGAUGCUAAUGCAACGUUUGAGUGUUACUUAUGCAAAAUAUCAUCUAAAUCGAUAUCAUCCCUUUUUGGGCACAUGCGAUGGAAACACACGAUGGAUAAUGUCAAAUAUAAAUGUAACAUCUGUGGAAUGGCAUUUUUCUCCAAACAUUUGCAGGAGGUACAUAUGAAACGUCACACUCAACCGGUGAACGAUCGAAAAAUUAUGUGCAGCAUUUGUGGAAUAUAUGUGAAAAAGCAGUAG